AAUUGCAAAAGGGGUCAAUAUAAUUGUCCAGUUCAGUGUUCAGAUUCGUUCUAGGGUUUGAAGGGUUUUCGCAAACUACUAUCUUCUUCAUCUUCGAUUCAGCUAUUCCUUUUCAACAAUCGCACCCAUCUCCAAUGGCGCCGCCUCCAGGACCCUACUCUGGAACCAGCACUCUUGCUUUGGUGGCUCGUGCUUCGGCAUUUUCAAUCGGACUCGUUUAUGGAAGCCUUAAGCUCAAGUAUCUACAGGCAAAGGCCAAGUCUCAUAAGAAAGCCGAAGCAAAGGCUGAUCACUAGACUUAAAAUAGGGAAUGAGAGCUUCAUUGUGUUGGGCAUGGAAAUAAUGCAUAAUAAAAUUUGACUGAUGUUUGUCUUUUCUUGAGAUUUUUGUUGCCUAUGAAGAACAACUUUGCUUAUACUUCUGAGGUUUUUCUGAGAGUAAUUCAUUCAAUACUUGAAAUAUCUUUACAUGGUUUUUGGCCUUCAUCAAUGAAAUAGGGACUUCAGUUUC
Messenger RNA from Humulus lupulus (European hop), 510 nucleotides. RefSeq lists its product as uncharacterized. Gene Ontology annotation, molecular function: proton transmembrane transporter activity. Gene Ontology annotation, biological process: proton motive force-driven ATP synthesis. Bases 135 to 296 code for a protein of 53 amino acids. The transcript is spliced from 3 exons. The record is from RefSeq and is a predicted model, not a curated record. NCBI's taxonomy places the organism in Eukaryota, Viridiplantae, Streptophyta, Magnoliopsida, Rosales, Cannabaceae.